Messenger RNA from Lasiodiplodia theobromae, 762 nucleotides. Its product is annotated as Mitochondrial 54s ribosomal protein. Gene Ontology annotation, molecular function: large ribosomal subunit rRNA binding; structural constituent of ribosome. The transcript is spliced from 4 exons. The record is from RefSeq and is a predicted model, not a curated record. Gene Ontology annotation, biological process: translation. NCBI's taxonomy places the organism in Eukaryota, Fungi, Ascomycota, Dothideomycetes, Botryosphaeriales, Botryosphaeriaceae. Gene Ontology annotation, cellular component: mitochondrial large ribosomal subunit; ribosome. Bases 1 to 762 code for a protein of 253 amino acids.
AUGAAGAAGAGGUUCGUUUCACGUUUCGGCGCAGACCUGGGUGCAGAGUUGGUGCGUGAGAAAGCGGAGGAGGCUGGGGGAACGGACGGAGGCCAAGCAGCUGAGCGCAUGGGCAGGAAUCUCCGGUCGUUCGCCGGCCAAGGAAGGGCAUGGCAGGCCCAUUAUUGGCAGCGCCGGCGACAACCCCAGGGCCUGAGGCUGCCCGCGCCGCAGCCGCACCGCACCACCUCCGAGGCCUUGCGGAACAUCCCGCCGACAUUUCUCGCUCUCCACCACCGCGUCGCCGACAAAGCUAUCCGCGCCGCUGUCCCUGCCGCCGCCGCUCCGCAUUCCGUGUCGAAGCCAAGGGCCGUCGCCAUGAUCCAGCUCAAGUCGCUUGUCAACUGCAUUGACAACUCCGGCGCUGCCGUCGUCGAGUGUGUCAAGGUCCUGCGCAGCAAAAGGCCGGCCACUAUCGGUGACCGCAUCGUCGUCGUCGUCCAGAAGCAGCGCUCCUUCGGUCCUGAGUCCGGUGGUGGCAGUGUCUCGGUCAGCGCUGCGAACAAGGUCAAACGUGGUGACAUCAGGCACGCUGUUGUCGUACGGACGGCGAAGAAGCUUCAGCGCCCUGAUGGCAGCGUUGUCAAGUUCGACGACAAUGCCUGCGUUUUGAUAAACAAGGCCGGGGAGCCCAUCGGGAGUCGUUUGAACGGUAUUGUCGGGCAGGAGCUCCGCAAGACGAAGUGGUCGAAGAUCCUCUCGCUCGCCCCCAUGCACCUAUAG